AUGGCUCCCGAACGAAUGCUCGCACAGGUCUAUCGCGGCACGCCGGCGCUCAAGCUCGAGGAGGUCGAGGUUCCCCCGCUCGAGAAGGGAGAGGUGAGGGUGAAGGUCAGCUACUGCGGCAUCUGCGGCUCCGACUUGCAUGAGGUCUACCACGGUCCCUUGACCUGCUGUCCAGCCGGCCAACCACACCCGCUUACUGGCCGCACGAUCCCCGAGACGCUCGGUCAUGAGUUCAGCGGGACGAUCGUGGAUGUUGGCGAAGGCGUCGACGGGAGCAGGUUGAAAGUUGGGACGCGAGUGUGCAUCGAACCUGUCAUCUCGUGCCGAGAAUGCGAGUCGUGCAAGCAAGGCUUGACGCCUCUCUGCGCGACCCCGAUCGGACUGUAUGGGUACUCGAGGCCCGGCGGUCUCGCGCCUUUCGUCAAUGUCGCCCAGACCAACGUGCAUGUCGUGCCGGACAACGUGCCUCUCGACAUCGCCGCCCUCGCCGAGCCCCUCUCAGUCGCCUGGCACGCCGUCGGCUGCUCCUCCUUCCAGCGCGGCGAGACGGCCCUCGUCCUCGGUUCCGGACCCAUCGGCGCACUCGUCACCCGCGUACUCGUAGCUCGCGGUGCAUCAGCGGUCUAUGUCUCCGAGCCCUCUCCUGUGCGCGCUCAGAUCGCCUACUCAUGCGGCGCAACGGAGGUAGUGGACCCUACGAAGGAGGAUGUUGUCAAGCGUGUGAUGGAUUUGACGAAGGGGAGGGGAGUGGAUGUGGCGAUUGAUUGUGCGGGGAUGCAGAGGACACUUGAUGCGGCUAUGGAGGGGGUGAGGAAGAAGGGCAGGGUCGUGAUGGUUGCGCUUUGGGAUAAGGACAAGAAGCCCACGGUCGACAUGUGGAACCUCUUAGGAAAAGAAUCGACCCUCACCUCCUCCUGCUGCUUCAACGCCCAAGACAUGCGCGAAGUCCUUGCCGCUCUCUCGGCUGGCACGAUCAAAGUCGACGACUUGAUCACGUCGCGGAUCAGGCUCGAGGAGGUGUUCGACAAGGGGUUGGAGGUGCUCAGGAGCGAUCCGAGCCAGGUCAAGAUCUUGGUGCAGCUCGAGGAGCGCGAGGAGAAGUAG
Molecule: messenger RNA, 1104 nt
Organism: Rhodotorula toruloides NP11
Lineage: Eukaryota; Fungi; Basidiomycota; Microbotryomycetes; Sporidiobolales; Sporidiobolaceae
Product: (R,R)-butanediol dehydrogenase / diacetyl reductase
Exons: 7
Coding region: 1-1104 (367 amino acids)
Molecular function (GO): zinc ion binding; oxidoreductase activity
Source: RefSeq, a predicted model, not a curated record